AUGAAUGAUUUAAUUGUUCCUAUAGUCACAAUUAUCUUAAGUUUUAUAUCAAUUAUAAGUUGUGGAUUUGUCAUAUAUAUUUAUGGAAGAUUUAGAGAAUUAAGAAAUGAUCAAUUUACUAUUGUAUUACAGAUUAUUUUAUUCGAUUUGAUAUAUGAUCUCAUACUAUUUAGUGACUCUAUUGGAUAUUUAUUUUUGAGAAAUACUAAUUUUCAAUUGAGUGAAAAGCCUGUAUUAUGUCAGGCCUAGUCUUUUUUUUCUGUUUAUAGUGUUUUAUCAAGCACUUUUUGGACUUCAAUUAUUAUUCAUAGUUUGUAUCAUUCUUUAAGAGAGAGUGAAACAAAUUAUUAUAUGCAGUCAUAUUAUCCUGGAUUAGGCUAUGGAAUACCUCUGAUAAUAUCAAUAAUGUAUGUAUUGUUAGUGAAAAAGACCAAUAAUUAUUGAUGCAUAUGGUUAAUACUAUCCAAUGCCAUAAACAAAUUGUUUCUUUGAUAUCAAUAAUGAAAAUAUGGAACUAUAUAUAAUGAUAUUUUUUGAUAUCCCUAUAUGGACAAUGUUUCUAUAUAACAUAAUAGUAAUCAUUCUUGUGAUUAGAAUUAUCAAUAAAAAUAACAUUGUAAAUCAAUCUUUGUAUACCUUAUUUAUGUAUCCUGGAAUUUUGGUAAUUUGUUGGAUAAUUGUAUAAUAUAAUAUAAUUUUUAGCCUGGCUUUGUGAAUCUUAUUGGAGUUAAAUCAGUAAUAUGGAAAAGCAUUGAUUUUGGAUUGGGAAGUUUAAUUGGUUUUUUUGAUUCAUAUUGGUAUUGUUACACAGCAUUAGCAGAUAGAUUAUUUUACGAAAAUGGAGAAUUUGUAAUACGUAUUAAAGAUAAUACAGAAGAAUAAGAAUUACCUAAAAUUUGA
Paramecium primaurelia is the source of this 900-nucleotide messenger RNA. The record is from the annotation of a GenBank genome assembly. Lineage: Eukaryota; Ciliophora; Oligohymenophorea; Peniculida; Parameciidae.